GCGGUCACAGGCCGCCGCCCCUAUAAAGCCCCGCGGGCUCCGCCUCCGCCCCGGCCCCGCCGCGCCUGCCCCGCUCCGCUCGCUCCGCGGCCAUUGGCUUCGUGCGGCGCCGCCGGGACCGCCCUGCAGCCCGGAAAUCUCCUUAGAAUAUCUGAAGUCCAUAUGGCUGUGUAUGAUGAAGAUAUCUUGAAAAACCCGUUUUAUUUGGCCAUUCAGAAGCGGCGUCCUGAUCUAUGCAGCAAAGUUGCAGAACUCCAUGGUAUUGUGUUGGUUCCGUGCAAAGGGAGUCUUUCAAGCACCAGUCUUUCAACCUGCCAGUUUGAAUCUUAUGUUCUGAAGCCACUAGAAGAAAAUUUUCAGACCUUAAAUGGAAAGGAGAUCUUCGUACAAGGAAACCUCAUCAUUUUAGGAACUGGUUUUAAUUACCACCUUUCAGUGCCUGUUCUUUUUGAGGAAACAUUUUACAAUGAAAAAGAAGAAAGCUUUAGUAUAUUGUGCAUAGCUCAUCCGUUGGAAAAAACAGAAAGCUCAAGUGAAUCUGCAGCUUCAUCCAACUCCUACUCUCUUAAAAACAUUGAAGAUGUUAGAGAAUUCUUGGGAAGGCACUGUGAGAGAUUUGAUAAAUACAUAAGCUCUUUCUACAGAACCUUUAAGGAACAUGAAAGGAAAAGCCUCCGCCACUACAUAGAUUGUGUCAAUGCACUUUAUACCAAAUGUCUUCAGCACCUUUUGAGAGAUUCGCACUUGAGGAUGCUUGCAAAGCAAGAAGAGCAGAUGAAUGUGAUUAAACAAGCAGUUGAAAUGUACAUGCACCAUGCUAUUUAUGAUCUAGUCUUUAAAUAUGUGGGCACUAUUGAGGCAAGUGAGGAUGCUGCUUUUAAUAAAAUCACGAGGAGCCUUCAAGACCUGCAGCAAAAAGACGUUGGAGUGAAGCCUGAGUUCAGUUUUAAUAUACCACGAGCAAAGAGAGAACUGGCUCAGCUGAACAAGUGUACUUCCCCUCAACAGAAGCUGCUUUGUCUACGAAAAGUGGUACAAAUUAUUAUGCAAUCUCCUAGCCAAAGAGUUAACGUGGAAACCAUGUGUGCGGAUGAUCUUCUCUCUGUUUUGCUAUAUUUACUUGUGAAAACCGAAAUCCCGAACUGGAUGGCCAACUUGAGUUAUAUCAAGAACUUCAGACUUUGCAGUUCAGUGAAGGAUGAACUGGGAUUCUGUCUGACCUCAAUUGAAGCUGCGAUAGAGUACAUACGGCAAGGCAACCUCUCAGACAGAUCGACAGAAUCUGAGAGCUUGUGUGACAAGCUGCUUUUAAGACAGAGGAUGAACUUGCUGUCCCAGAUGUCUGCCACUCCGAUAGACUGCUUAUUUAAGCAUAUUGCUUCAGGUAAUCAGGAGGAAGUGGAGCGAUUGCUAAGCCAAGGUGACAGUGAUAAGGACACUGUACAGAAAAUGUGUCACCCGCUCUGUUACUGUGACAGAUGUGAGAAGCUGGUUUCUGGGAAACUGAAUGACCCUUCCAUUAUCACUCCACUGUCCCGAGAUGACCGGGGCUACACCCCGCUUCAUAUAGCUGCUAUUUGUGGGCAAACGUCGCUAGUGGAUUUGCUGGUCGCCAAAGGAGCCGUUGUCAAUGCCACAGAUUACCACGGUUCAACUCCCCUGCACCUUGCCUGCCAGAAGGGAUAUCAGAAUGUUACACUUCUCUUAUUGCACUAUAAGGCGAGUUCUGAUGUUCAGGACAAUAAUGGAAAUACUCCGCUUCAUUUGGCCUGCACUUAUGGCCAUGAGGAUUGCGUCAAAGCUUUAGUCUACUACGACGUACAUUCCUGCAGACUGGAUAUUGGUAAUGAAAAGGGAGACACUCCUCUCCAUAUUGCUGCUCGCUGGGGCUAUCAAGGGAUCAUAGAAGUGCUCUUGCAAAAUGGAGCAAAUCCAGAAAUCCAAAACCGGAUGAAAGAGACUUCCCUACAGUGUGCACUGAAUUCCAAGAUUUUGUCACUGAUGGAAUUAAACUACCUAACAUUCGAAAGAGGACAGAGCGCUUCUGAGUCCCCACUUAGGUCUCCUCAGCGCUCAGCAGAAACUUUCAGCAGAGGAUCGUCUGUCUCGAGCCUCUCAUCAGCCUCAACUGACGUAAGGCAAGAAGAAGUAAAAAAUAGCUGUAAAGAGGUGGAAAAACUCCUGCGAGCAGUUGCUGAUGGGGAUCUGGAAAUGGUACGUUAUCUCUUGGAAUGGAUGGAAGAAGACUUGGAAGAUGAGGACAACGCAGUCAGUACAUCAAAACCAGAGUUCUGCCAUCCGUUAUGCCAGUGCUCAAAGUGUGGGCCAGUACAAAAGAAAUUUGCAAGGAUCUCUGCUAACGGGCUUGGAGUAAACGUUUCGAACCAGGACGGUCUGACGCCACUGCACAUGGCCGCACUGCAUGGGCACGCUGAGCUGGUCUCGCUCCUGCUGAGCCACGGAGCCAGUGUCAGCGCCAGGAACGCGAAGCAGGCAGUUCCUCUUCAUCUCGCCUGCCAGAAAGGUCACUUCCAGGUGGUGAAGUGUCUGAUGGAAUACAGUGCUAAACAAAAUAAAAAGGAUAUAUAUGGCAACACACCUUUAAUUUAUGCAUGCUUGAAUGGCCAUUAUGAGACCACUGCCUUGUUGUUACAGCAUGGAGCUUCCGUUAACCUUUCUAACGCCAAAGGGAACACGGCACUGCACGAGGCUGUGAUCGGGAAGAACGAAGCCCUGGUGGAGUUGCUGCUGCGGAACGGUGCAGCGACGCAUGUACGGAACGAGAGGAACUGCAGCCCCGCAGACUGUGCUGAGCCGAAUUCAAAUAUCAUGAAGCUGCUGGAAACAGCACCGAGCUGUGUGCCCCCAGCGGCAGAGGGAGAGAGGGAGAGCGAGCAGGAGGCUGCUGUCAGGAGGAGAAGAAAAGUGAAUUCGAAGCCAUGUGAGAAAGCUGAUGAUCCCGUAAGCAGACAACUCCAGCUGGUCCAGUCCAUUAACACAUUUAACAAAGCAAAACAUUUACGGCGAACGAUUACAAGAGAUAAAAGUGUCCCUAACUUUGACUAUCAGUUAUUGCAUCAGUUAGCUAUUAAAAGCUUCGAUAAAACCAAGUUAAAAUCCGUCGAAACGCUGGACCAGAGCAAAGUUAAGACUCCUGAGACAGAAUGCAGCGGUGCCUUUGUGAAAGAUGAUGACAUGACAGAAGUUCCCCCCAGAAGCAAAUUACUGCUCCGAAGACACACUGUGAACGUGCCGCUUCCAGCCGAGAAUGCCAGCGAUAACGGCUUAUCCAGCGCCAGGGAUCUGAGUGUUUCCCCUCGGGGCUGCUGUGAUGACCUGCAUUCAGAACAUGGAUGAGGAAGCGCAGAGUGGAAAGCUGAGGAGUGGGUGGUGGUCAUUUCCACCCGCCUUCGCUGUGUGGCUGUGCCCUAGCGAGCUCGCCUUCAGUACGGGACACUGGAUGGAUUUCCUGCAGGAACGGAACAUUCCCAACCCUCCCGCAGACCGACUCCUCUUCAUGAUGGAGGUAACCGCACAGCCAGGUGGUUCCCAACAGACAGGGAUGUGCUGAGAUGCAGGCGGCAAAUUCUCUCCUGUUCUACUUAGCACUUAAUUAAAAAAGGUAUAUGUCACCGUAAACCAAACCAAGCCCUUUAUUGUAUUUUUCAGCCACCCGCUUUGUUUUUACAAGUCUUUGAAUAAUUUUUGCAUUUUUCAGGUUUUAUCACUACAUUGGAUAAGUACAUAUAAAUAUAUGUAUAUUUAUAUAUAUAAAGAUAUAUUGGAUAACAAGGUAUUUAUUGCCAGAGAUAAUGGAAAUGUCUCUAUUUUUAUCGUAAUGUUACGAACCGUUAUAGUAUAUAUUUCUGUAUAUUCCAGUAGCUGGGAAAACAAUAGUCCACACCCUCUGCGACGCUCCAUUGGAAAUCCAUACAUGCUAUGGAUGUGAUGGGAUGUAAGCCUUGCUAAUUCCUUUGCAACGCUCCCGUGUUGGAGCUGCAAGAUCCAGUUCCUGUACCGGAGCCAAGAGACUGGGAAAAAGCAGAGAGCCCUUGGCAAAGCUGAACUUUGCAGAAGCAAGCGGGUAUGAGGGCACAUAGAAUUGUUUUGGGUUUCUUUUCCCCUUCCUCUAAAGCAAGUCAUGGAAAAAUGCAAAUAUUUGCGUUUCUGAGCCCAGGCAAGGUCUGCAGAGCCAACUGCCUGCUCCAACAGCUCCUAAAAAGGGGAAAUUCCAGCAGCGGACGGUACUUCUUAGAGCAGGAAGUGUUUGAGAAUAGGCCAGAUAUGACCCCAUUGCUGCAGGGAUCCCUGAGGGGCUGGAAGCUCGCAGCUCUGAGGUGGCUGCUUACAGCUGGGGUUUGUUUGCCGUUUCGGUUACGGCAGAAGGUGCAAACAGCACAAGUCAGGUCUCCAAGUGUGGGAUUUUUUAUUCUUGGCUUGUUGCAUCCAGCUUGAGUUUUAUUUCAUGAACUAUUUGUAUGAAUAAUCCUAUUUUAACUGCGGUCUUAGCGGACUGCCUGGCGAAGCUGGAAGAGACGCGCUGAGUUUCCCAGCUAACGUUUUAAUCUGCGAGGUUGAAUGUGCAGUCGGCGCACGAGUGGACGUGCAGAGAUGAGGGGCGUGUUUAUUUUUCUAAUAAUUUAUGAGUUCAUCCGAUUUUCUAAUAUGCCUUGAAUUUGUGCCAAAUGAUGGAAAGGAAAAGCUAGUAAAGUAACUCCUGAAAACACUGGUUUUUCUGAGUGCUUUUUUCCAAGCAUCAAGUCUUUUAAGCAGGUUCCCUGCUGCUCUUUUGGUAGGUGUCUGAAGACUUCACCUCGUGUCUGUGUGUAAACUGAGGGAUCGGCUGGAAUUUACUGUCAAGUUCCAUGUUAAGGAUUAUCUGUAGCCCUGUGGGGAAAAACUUUUAAACCAUCUGUCACCACCCCUUGGUGUGAAAACUCUUGUGGUGGUGAGGGAUCAUUGGAUCAAGAAGU
Messenger RNA from Cuculus canorus (common cuckoo), 4973 nucleotides. It is a transcript of the gene ANKRD27, whose product is annotated as ankyrin repeat domain 27. Lineage: Eukaryota; Metazoa; Chordata; Aves; Cuculiformes; Cuculidae. The record is from RefSeq and is a predicted model, not a curated record. Gene Ontology annotation, biological process: neuron projection morphogenesis; early endosome to late endosome transport. Gene Ontology annotation, cellular component: transport vesicle; neuron projection; early endosome. Gene Ontology annotation, molecular function: SNARE binding; guanyl-nucleotide exchange factor activity.